Molecule: messenger RNA, 4266 nt
Organism: Oreochromis niloticus (Nile tilapia)
Lineage: Eukaryota; Metazoa; Chordata; Actinopteri; Cichliformes; Cichlidae
Product: ABC transporter G family member 23-like
Exons: 18
Biological process (GO): transmembrane transport
Cellular component (GO): membrane; ATP-binding cassette (ABC) transporter complex
Molecular function (GO): ATP binding; ATP hydrolysis activity; ABC-type transporter activity
Source: RefSeq, a predicted model, not a curated record
UUUUGCAGUUAUGGCCUUUUGGGACCCAGCGGAUGUGGGAAGACCACACUUCUGAAAUGCAUUGUGGGAACCCUGAAAAUCUCACAGGGUCACAUUACUGUUUUAGGGAAGCCGCCUAAAUUUCCAGGUCACAACGUUCCAGGAAAGAAAGUCGGAUACAUGCCCCAGAAAUUGGCGCUGUACAAUGAGUUUACCAUCAGUGACACCCUGACCUUCUUUGGCCGAAUUCAUGGCCUGGCAUCUAAGGAAAUCCAGGAACGCAUGAAACAUCUCAUUGGCUUCCUAGAUCUGCCUGAGAAAAACAGCCUUGUUCAAAAUCUCAGUGGGGGUCAGCAGCGAAGAGUGUCUCUCGGAGCGGCUCUGCUACAGAAUCCAGAGCUACUCAUCUUGGAUGAACCAACAGUUGGAGUAGACCCUGUUCUCAGAUCAAAGAUCUGGCAUCACCUGGUGGAGAUUGUGAACACGGGCAAAGUCUCUGUUAUUAUCACCACACACUACAUAGAGGAGGCCAGGCAAGCCAAUGUGGUCGGUCUCAUGAGAAAUGGGCAAUUGCUGGCUGAAGAUCCUCCGGAUGCCAUCAUGCAGCAGCACUGUUCAACAACCUUGGAGUAUGCCUUCCUGCAAAUGUGUGAAACAUCAGAGAAGGAUAACAACCCUAAACAAGAGUCAAGUCCUCCAGAUGGAAAGUUAGAGGAAAGCCAAUCAUUUGAGAGUGGGAGGGAUGAGAGUCAGCCAAUUCUUGGAGUUGGAUCUCCACCUGCUGAGGAAGGCCUCAAAUGUUCAGUGGACUGGAAGGUGCGAGUCAGACAUGUGCUGCCAAAGUGGAGGAACAUCGCUGCCCUGAUGAUCAAAACAUUGGUGCGGAUGAAGAGAAUGCCAGGCUCUUUGUGUUUCCAGUUCCUGUUGCCCGUCAUUCAGAUCUCACUCAUCUGUUUGUGUGUCGGAGAUCCAAAGGGCAUCCAGGUUGCUAUAGUGAACAAUGAGACGUUAUCCCCUUCUGUGAGCAAAGCACUCCUCUCCUUCCUUGACAACUCCAGUCUGCAACAGGUGAGCCUGUCCCACAAAGAAGCUUUUGAGGGGAUCUAUAAUGGAGAUUACUGGGGUGUAAUCGGCUUUGGCGAGAACUUCACUAGCUACCUGACUAAACGGAUGGUCCAGCGGCAGGUUUCUGAAGAGAUAAUCGAUGGAGGAUCAGUACACAUCUGGCUGGACCAGACAAAUCAACAAAUCGCUUUUAUGCUGCAGAAGAAAUUGCAGGAGGCCUUUAAGGCCCUUGUGGAUCAUAAGUUGGGCGACAGAGCAUAUCAGGUUGCCCUGCCAAUAAAGUUUGAGGAACCCAUCUACGGCAGCCAAAACAAAGUCUUUACUACAUUUGUGACACCUGGAGCUGUGCUUAGUAUUACCUUCUACCUGGCCAUGGGUCUGACGACACUAUCCUUUGUUCUGGAGAGGAAAGAGGGGCUUUUGGACAGAUGCUGGGUUGCAGGCGUGAGCUCUCUGGAGACAAUGCUGGCUCACCUCUUUUCUCAGCUGUUCGUCAUCAGCGUUCAGAUCAUCCUGCUGCUUCUUAUGAUACUGCUCGUCUUCAAGAUACCCAAUGAAGGCUCUUUGGUUCUUAUCAUAAUUCUGAUCGUGCUGCAGGGUGUCACGGGCAUCUCAUUCGGCCUCGUCAUCUCAUCUGCAAUCGACGAUGAGCAUAGCGCCAACCAGGCCGCUCUGGGAAUGUUCUACCCCAACCUCAUACUUAGUGGUAUCAUGUGGCCUGUGGAGUGUAUCCCGUAUCCUCUCCGCUACCUUAGCCUGGUCCUUCCCCAGACCUAUGCCACUGAAGCCCUUCGCUGUAUAAUGUACAGAGGCUGGAGUAUGUCUCACAUGAUGGUGUGGCGAGGCUUUCUUGUCAGCCUGGGUUGGAACACUUUCUUCCUCAUCCUGGCGACAGUCAUCUUCAAGCUGCGGAUGUGACAGCCUCGUGGGGGCUGGAGCUGUCAGGUGCAGCCCUCAAGUCAAAGUCACCUGGGCCUGUUUAAAUGCAAGUGUAAAUUUAGCUGCAACAUAUACAAGCUACAAUAUGUAGAUAUGCAAAAUGUUAUCUAAGGAUCGUAUAGGGUCUUUUAGUUUGUUUCACUUUUAUCUGCAUCUUCUGUAAAGGUACAGUCAGUUUGGGUUUUUUUUGGUUUUUUGGUGUGCAAUAGAAAAAAAAGGAUAUUGUAAAAUGUACAUACAUUAGUGUGUAAUUAUAUCUUCCAGCAAAAUGAAGAAUUCUCGUAAACUUAUAUUUAAAUACAUCAAAGUGGGCAACAGUUUGUGGAAGCCAUCAUGUUCCCCCACCAUAUUUGAAUACAAUGGAAAGACAUCUCCCUUCUGACUAAUCAGAUUUUAUGUAUUUGGCUAGAGAAAAAUAGAAUUUGUAAGCAGUUAAGUGGUGUGAAGGAGUCCCCUUCAUCAAAGAAGCAAAGAUGCUAAGCAAAGAGACAACACUGGCAUCAUCCUCCUCACCUUAAGACUCAUCUGCUGAACUUACGUCAGGGCUCCAACACAUGAAAACAUCCAUAUACAUGGUUAUUUAUUCCCAAUAUUUUCACAACAACUUAUUGUCAGCAGAUUAGACAUGCAACAUUUGACAUCUCACACUGUGUGAAAGUUUGUUCACUAAACCUUUGAGUCCAUAUUUAGAUCCACUUCAAAGACAGUUUCACAAAUUCUGGGAAACGGCAGCUAACAGAGACUAACAGUGGCAAAAGUAUGAUUUAUGAUAUGUGAUUUAUUGCUAAGUGCUGAUUUUAUUCAAAUAUAUAAAAUAUAUAAUAUAUAAAAUAUAGUUUCUGUAAAAAUAUUGGGUUUUUUUUUAUACAAAUGGUACUAAAGAUUUUUCUGUAAUACACUUUAUUUUAUAUCAAGUGGAGCAGCCCAUGUUCGGAGGGGAGAUUCAGAAUGUCCUGAAUGUAACUGUAAGACACUGUUUUUUGUCCUUGCAGUACAUACCGUCUCUCCUACGUGCAUUUGCAUUAUAAAGACAAUUCUAUUCAAGUUUAUUUCAGCACAACAGAAGGAUUUUGUCCACCUGAAAAUGUUUUCCAAGCAGAGAACCUGAGUGGAGGAUUGUUGCAUAAUGUUGUGGGACUAGUUUUAAAGUGCUGAUUGCAUCAUGUUGCUCAGAAGGUUCUCACCCAUUCAGACUUCCCACAGAAACACCAUCUUCUCUAUCUGCUCGCUUUUGAUGUUUGUGUUCAACUUUUUGUCCUGUCUGUUUAUGACUUGACAGGAAGUGGUUUCAUCUCACCGUGUUACCAGGUGCUGCAAAAUCGUCACGUAGAGGUGCAUUAUCGCUGUUGACUGUUCAGCCUGAAGGUUUUCUCAUUUUUUUGUGUGCCUGCGUCUCUUUUAGGAGGAGAUUGGUGAUGGGGAAAGUAUUGGUACUGUAUCUUUAAAAAAUAAUUAUUAUUCUCUUUACUUUGCUGGACAGAGUGGAGGUUCUUGGACAGAUUUCCUUUCGCUGGUAUAUAGCUCUACUAAUCCAUACAACUCUAUUUUUUACACAGACAUUUAAUUUGCUCAGACUUUUCAUUAAUCUUUCUUUAAGAAUAAUACAGAUUAAAAGCACACAGGAGUAAUGCUGCUUUGAAUUAAACAUGUUAUGGAAAGUAGGGAGAAAAAAAGGGAAGAAAAAUCAAAUGAAAAUCCAAAAAUAAGGUGUUUAUAGUCAGAAAGCUUGGUUUUCCUUCCUUUUUUAUGUAGAAGUAAACUGCAAUGAAGAAAUUUUAAUCUUGAAUGGACUUUUGGGGGUGCUUUGACAUGCUAUAACAGAUACCACUCUUUGUUUUGUGGGGUAUGUUUCCAAUUAGAGGUUAGAAUAAACAAUGACGAAAACAAUUUUAAAACAAGACAUGCCUAUAUCUCACAGGUUGUUUAUUUUUCUGUCUUAAAUCUACAUCAUAGGUGCAUCAUAACCAAAAACCAUGCACAAUAACCUGAUGUGCACCUCCCCAGCAAUGUAAUUAUAUGUCACACUGAUGCAGGCACAGGUGUAAAUGCUGGCAACCACAUCAGCCACGUGUGUACGCUACAUCAUAGUGUCUGCAUAGAUCCACUGCAGAAGAAUAACUUGAGUGCAAACCAGUGAGCUGUCUGCCUUUACCCAUAACAUCAUGUCUUCAAAGGAAUAGUUUGACUUUCUGGUGGCCUAAUAAUAGGGCAAGACUAAACAGUUGGCUUAGCUUAGCGCUAAUACAGGAAAGGAUAAAACAACCUGCCCAAUUUAAAAAAAAA